This is a messenger RNA of Zingiber officinale, 3697 nucleotides long. RefSeq lists its product as uncharacterized. The record is from RefSeq and is a predicted model, not a curated record. Lineage: Eukaryota; Viridiplantae; Streptophyta; Magnoliopsida; Zingiberales; Zingiberaceae. The coding region runs from base 482 to 3076 and encodes 864 amino acids. The transcript is spliced from 3 exons.
AUCUUCUUCUUUUGUUGUUAUUACCUGUUGGAGGAAACGAGAUCGUCACCUGUUGCUGUCUUCGGCGUCCGCCUGUUCUUGUGAUCUCAGCGGAAACAAGAGAAAAAUAGCGAACAAAUAAAGAAAAAAGUGGUAAAAAUAGGACGGAGGAAGUAUCCUCUUGGAGUUUUCAGCGGGGAAGAUCGGAAGGGCUCUUUCGUCCAAAUCGUAGUCUUGAGAGCGCCGGCGGCGGCUUUAGCAGCAGCGGUGGUGGUGAUGAUUUGAUGAACUUGCGGAAAACCUAAUGUUUGGAGUUCCCGCUAUGUGAGUUUUUAUUUGAAUGAAUACCCGUGUCGGGAGCUCAAUCAGUUUGGUUGGAUCUGGGCUAAUCCAGUCCGGUGCUCCAGCGACAUUGGCUGCAGGCGGCUCGUCGAACGUUCUCAGUGUGCUAUCGGUUUCUAGGUUUGUUUAAGUUCUGGCAGGCGGUAGGAAGUGAGAGAAGAUGGGGGUUUCUGAGGAUGGGGACGGUGGUGGUAUCGCCGUUCAUUACAGCGUUGGGACGAUCGUCUGGGUGCGGCGGAGGAACGGAUCCUGGUGGCCAGGAAGGAUUCUUGGUCCUGAAGAGCUGUCGGUGUCUCAUCUAAUGUCCCCUAGGUCAGGGACGCCAGUUAAGCUACUCGGAAGGGAGGAUGCUAGCGUGGACUGGUACAACUUAGAGAAAUCCAAACGGGUUAAGGCAUUUCGCUGUGGGGAGUUUGAUGGUUGCAUUGAAAAGGCUGAAUCUUCUCUAGGAGUUCCUGUAAAGAAAAGGGAGAAAUAUGCACGGCGAGAGGAUGCUAUCCUUCAUGCUCUUGAACUUGAAAGAAAGCAGAAUGAAAUGAAACAGCAAAAACAAGGCAUCAUAUCCGAUGGAAUUGCUGCCAAUAGUUUAGGUAUUCCAAAAGGAGAGUUCACGGACUUUUCACCCUCACAUACUGUCAUCAGAAAUGAAGAGUCCUCGAUGCAAGCUAAAUGUCCUAUUCGGAAGUCUACACUUCCCAGGAAUGCAAAUCUUUUGUAUGAGGAAGAAAAUGGGAACAAUUCUUCAAAUAUAAUUGUAGGAAAGGAUAGCAAGCAAAUAGGACAAAAGGAAGGAAUUUCUUCAACCAUUAAUCGGGUGAAAGGACUGCAGGAUUUAUGCCCACUGAUUUCUCCAAAGAAAAAAUUCCUUCAGUCAGUUGCUUCACCAAAUACCAAGGGGCUCAUUGAAAACAAUGUGGAUUCUCUUCCCAGUGCUGUGCAUAUAGUCAGAGGUAAAGGUAAUGCCAGGAGCUCGAAUCUUUUCAUGUCAAUUAAAAGAAAAAGGUCACAGUUGGAGGGUGGUUUGGUGGAAGAAUCUCUAGUCAAAAAGCGGGAUAGAUGCCGACCACUAGUACAAGUUUUACAAAGUAGUGCACAGUUGCAGGCUUCUCAGAUUGAUCACUUUCCUGGACUUGUAACUCUGGAAGGGGGCAAAGAUGAUUUGGGUGCUGUACAUCGGGCAACACAGAGCAAGUCUAUCUAUCUGCCAUUGGAUUCAGUUGAUUUUCCUGAUAAUGGAGGUUAUUCUUCUGAUGAUGUGCAAACACCAUCCAACCAGUUCGAAAUGGAAGUUUGUGUUGACCAUUCUUCUUUCGUUGAAGAUUGCACAUCUUUGGAGGUGAUAAGGACAAAUGACUCUGAUUCUUCACUAGUGGAUUACUUGGAAACAGAGAUAGAGGAAAGAGAUAUCCUAGGAGAUACUGAUCAAUUGCUUGCAUCAUCUAGACCAAAUGAUCACUUCCCUUCUUCAUCUCAUAAAUCUCCAGAUAUGGAAAAUCUCGAAAUGUCAUUUUCUGGUUACCACUCACAUCCCUAUGAACAUUCUCCUGCUGAGGUGGGAGUUUCUCAAUGGCACUUUAAGGGCAAACGCAACAGCCGUUGCCUAGUUAAGAGGCCAUUUGAUGUUAGGACUGAGAAAAUCUGUGCCUCCAAGUUAGAUAAAUUUGAUGGUUCUGCAUGGUUAACUGCAUAUGGAGCCAAAGGUCCCACUUUGAGGAUGACAAAAACGGAAUCCUCUAGCGAUAUGAAUGCUGAGCUAGGUUUAUGUCAUAUUAAAAGUGAGCAAAAUCAUGCAUCAGAGGAACUUGAUUUAAUUGGCGAUGAUGUUCUACAGGAACAAAUGAAUGGAUAUAAUGGGCAAAAUUAUCCUUUAGUCGCUAAAGCUGCUAGGGAUCUUGGUAGAAGUCAGAUUAGCUUCAAAAAUUUGGGAAGUGAUUCACAUUUAACAUCUGUAUUUGGCUGGAAAGCUGAUGAACUAUCUGAUCGAACACGCAUAGAACUUUUGGAAGAAUCUGAUGAAUUCUUUGAUCCUCUUUAUACUUCUUUCAGCAGAGGGAUGGCGUCUAACCUAUUUAAUGUUGAUCUGAAAGUCAAAACAAGCUAUCACGGUGAACACGUUCCUCUUGUUUCUUUAAUGAGUAGAUUUAAUGGAAAAGCAAUUAUAGGGCACCCUGUGCAGGUUGAAAUCUUAGAAGAUGGUUCUAUCAAUCAAUAUUUUCCUAGCAAUCACACUUUUCCUGAUGGAAAUACAACACACCGACCUGUCUGGAGGACUGCCAGAAGAACUGCCAUGCAAAGAGUUCCUCGGUCAAAUCCAGUGACAUCAUCUUGGGAAAAUGAUGAAGCUAUACAAUCUCAUUAUUCAAAGGGAGAAAACAAAUGCCCGCCAAAUGUGCUUUUUGGUUAUUCAAAGAAUCAGUUGAGGCCAACAAAGAAGAAACUAUUUUAUCCUCACCAACCACCCUCAGGGAAUUUCCUGAAGACACCACAUAAAAAAGUAAACUUGCCGAGCCAAAAAACUAGAACACUAUCAUCUUUUGCAUCUGAAAAGAAACUUGGUCGUGCAAAUGGUGAAGUCAGGUUUGCUAGGGGUUGUAAUUUAUUGGGAGGUCUCAUGAAAUCAGAAGGGCAAAUGCCUUUAAUCACAUGUGUCCCAGCAAAGGUAGCGUUUAGCAGGAUUUUAGAAGCAGUUGGAAGGUCAUCACCCACCAUAACUCUAUUUCGAUUGUCAGAUGCAGCAAUAAUUGAUCCAUCAUAGGCAAUAAUUUGUGUCGGUUGGUUACAAUAUAUCCCACCCAGUUGCUCCAGUUCGACUGACCUAUAAUUUUCAUGCCAGUGGGAUUGGUUUGGAGUUUCACCAUUACAUCAUGGCCGAAUGAGAGGGGCCACUCAGGGCAGAUGAACCCAUACUAAUUCCUUCUCAGGGAAUGAAGAAGCUGAUCUUUUACGCCCAUACUGGUAGUUGGUCAGCAAAGGCAGAAGUCUCAUGGUUUGGUUAGUUGAUUUCAGACAACAGUAACUGGCAAAUCUAUACACAUCUCAUAAAUCUCAGUCAUGCAAUAGAGCCAGAUUUGUAGAAGUUUGUACUCAUGAAGCCAGUUAUUUAGUCCAGGUCUCCAACUCGUGUACAAUAGCAACCAACGAUGAACAUUUUUUUAACCCAAAGUGAAGAACUCAUGUCAAGACUCUUCGACAUUGUCUUCCUCACAUCUGGAUAAUAAUUCUCAGUUUGUUCACAGCCAAAUCUGUAUGUAUAUCUUUGUACUAUUUACAAUUCAGUAAGUAAUUGAUGCCAAGUACGCCACAACGCCAGUGAAAAUUUCCUAUGGAGUUACUUGUACUCAUCCUUCUUGAAAAGUUGGAUAUUGUUGUUCAGUCA